Molecule: messenger RNA, 2189 nt
Organism: Cervus elaphus (red deer)
Lineage: Eukaryota; Metazoa; Chordata; Mammalia; Artiodactyla; Cervidae
Gene: MPND
Product: MPN domain containing
Exons: 13
Coding region: 534-2024 (496 amino acids)
Biological process (GO): double-strand break repair
Cellular component (GO): BRCA1-A complex; BRISC complex
Molecular function (GO): polyubiquitin modification-dependent protein binding; metallopeptidase activity
Source: RefSeq, a predicted model, not a curated record
CGCCGGGUUGUUUCCUCGAUUCUGUCCCGCAGCGCUAGGGCUGUGGGGCUCAUCCUCCCAGGCCUCCGUGUCUUCCUGGUACCAACAGCUGAGGCCUGUGGGUUCCUCAAUAGGAGUGGUCGCGGAUCUCAAUUUCCCCGCUAGCCGUAGCGAGUUGAGCCCCCUAUGUCCCCCAGACCCAGGCCUCAGUCGGUGACCGCGGGUGGAGUCAUUGGUUCUCCGAAAGCGGAAGCCCGCGGCCUCAGUGUUCCCAGUGGUGCCCCGAGCUCUCGGCUACCACCUCCCUCCCACGGAAGGUGGCCUCAGGCCUCAGUUUCCCGAAUGGCCCCCUAGGGUUGAACCCCCACUUCCCUCUCCCGCGUGAAGAGGCCAGAGUCUGGCUGUCCCCGGCUCGCCUCUGCUGGCCGAGCCCCCAGUCGCCCACCGGCGGCGGCCAAUGGCAGGGGUGCUCCCUCCUAGGGGCGGAGCCGCGUCACGUGCCGGGAAGAAAGAGCCCGAGGCGCACGGGGCGCGGGGAGUGGGGCGGAGCGGCCAUGGCAGCUCCGGAGCCGCUGUCCCCUGCGGGCGGCGCGGGCGAGGAGGCGCCGGAUGAAGAUGAGGACGAGGCGGAGGCCGAGGACCCCGAGCGGCCAGGGGCUUCGGGAGGCGCGCGCGGCGGCGGAGGCGGCGGCGUCGGCGGGGCGGGACCGGGGAGCUGCGGCGGGCCAGGGGGUGCGCUCACUAGGCGCGCGGUCACGCUGCGGGUGCUCCUCAAAGACGCGCUGCUGGAGCCCGGCGCCGGAGUGCUGUCCAUCUACUACCUGGGGAAGAAGUUCGUGGGAGACCUGCAGCCCGAUGGAAGGAUUGUGUGGCAGGAAACAGGCCAGGUGUUCAACUCACCCAGCGCCUGGGCCACCCAUUGCAAGAAGCUGGUGAACCCGGCCAAGAAGUCUGGCUGUGGCUGGGCCUCUGUCAAAUACAAGGGCCAGAAACUGGACAAGUACAAAGCUGCUUGGCUCCGGCGAAACCAGCUCCAUAUGACUGCAGCUGCCGCUGAUGAGAGCCCGGCCAGCGAAGGAGAGGAGGAGGAGCUGCUGAUAGAGGAAGAGGAGGAGGAGGUUCUGACAGGAGCCUCAGCGGAGGACAAGAGUAGGAGACCGCAAGGGAAGGGCCCCUCAGAGCCUGUCCACUCGGAGGCCACGCCCCCAGGGAAAAGGGUGGAAAACAAGAUCCGGGUGCCGGUGCGCUACUGCAUGCUGGGAAGUCGUGAUUCGGCCAGGAACCCCCACACCCUGGUGGAAGUAACGUCUUUCGCAGCCAUCAACAAGUUCCAGCCGUUCAACGUGGCCGUCUCCAGCAACGUGCUGUUCCUGCUGGACUUCCACAGCCACCUGACCCGCAGCCAGGUCGUGGGGUACCUGGGGGGCCGCUGGGACAUCAACAGUCAGAUGCUCACGGUGCUCAGAGCCUUCCCCUGUCGGAGCCGGCUGGGGGACGCGGAGACCGCGGCCACCGUGGAAGAGGAGCCGCGUCUCUGCCCCCAGAUCUACCAGAGCCUGCUCCUGCGCGGCCUGUCCCUGGUAGGCUGGUACCACAGCCACCCGCAUGGCCCGGCGCUGCCGUCGCUGCAGGACAUCGACGCGCAGAUGGACUACCAGCUGCGGCUGCAGGGCUCCAGCAACGGUUUCCAGCCCUGCCUCGCCCUGCUCUGCUCCCCUUACUACUCUGGCAACCCCGGCCCAGAGUCCAAGAUCUCGCCCUUCUGGGUCAUGCCGCCCCCUGAGCAAAGGCCCAGUGACUACGGCAUCCCCAUGGAUGUGGAAAUGGCCUAUGUCCAGGACAGCUUCCUGACUAAUGACAUCCUCCAUGAGAUGAUGCUGCUGGUAGAGUUCUACAAGGGCGCCCCUGACCUCGUCAGGUUCCAGGAGCCUUGGAACCAGGAGCACACCUACCUGGACAAGCUGAAGAUCUCCCUGGCCAGCAGGAUGCCCAAGGACCAGGGCCUAGGCCACGUGCUGGAGCAGGUUUACAGCGUCCUCAAGUAGGGGAACUGAGGGCACCAGUCUCCAAACACAGGAGAGAGGGCUCUGGUCAGACGCGGCCCCUGCGCCUCUGGGUGAGGGGGUGGGUCCAGAGCUUCUGUGCUAUUUGUCCUGUGUGACUGACUGUGAUAGCAGGGGCUCAGAUUAUAUAAUAAAGGAGAAACGGGC